Molecule: messenger RNA, 1213 nt
Organism: Anopheles maculipalpis
Lineage: Eukaryota; Metazoa; Arthropoda; Insecta; Diptera; Culicidae
Gene: TRAM
Product: translocating chain-associated membrane protein 1
Exons: 5
Coding region: 71-1213 (380 amino acids)
Biological process (GO): protein insertion into ER membrane; SRP-dependent cotranslational protein targeting to membrane, translocation; ceramide biosynthetic process
Cellular component (GO): endoplasmic reticulum membrane
Molecular function (GO): sphingosine N-acyltransferase activity
Source: RefSeq, a predicted model, not a curated record
GUGUAUUGCUGCUGCUGCUGCUGGCGUGUUAAAAGUUUCGUUCAAAUCCUGGACUCGCACAUAUUUACCAAUGGCCAUCAAAGCAGGAAUGGGGAGGAAAUCCUCCAACAAAAAUCCUCCAUUCUUCAGCCAUGAGUUUGUAAUUCAAAAUCACGCGGAUAUUGUGUCGUGCAUUGCGAUGAUCUUCGUCGUAGGAAUAAUGCUACAGCCGACACAAUCCCUAGCUAGCACCUUCGUUGCCUUACGCCACAACGUAUCCGGAGCCGAUCCCAGCCAGGAAAACCCGAUGGGUGUACAGUAUCUGUACACGGCCGGCUGGAAAGAUGCUUGUGCGGUGUUUUUCUACACUCUUAUCUGUAUCAUCAUGCAUGCUAUACUACAGGAAUAUGUAUUGGAUAAAAUAUCGAAGAAGCUUCACUUGUCCAAGUUCAAACUGUCACGCUUCAAUGAAUCUGGUCAGCUGGUAGUUUUCUAUGCAAUGUCCUUCCUGUGGGGUUUGGAUCUGAUUGUGCGCGAACAGUACAUUGGCAAUAGGCAACGAAUGUGGGAAGGAUACCCUGAUCAUCCGAUGAUCUUCCUGCAUAAGAUGUUCUUCAUUAUCCAGCUAGCGUACUACGCGCACAUGCUGCCGGAACUGUACUUCCAAAAGGUGAAGAAAGACGAACAGAAGCCUAAAAUUCAGCAUGCUGUAGGUGGGCUGGUCAUUAUCGGAACUGCUUACUUCCUUGGAUUCCAGCGUAUUGCUCUCGUUCUCCUAACCCUGCACUAUUUCUGUGAGCUCGUUGCCCACAGUUUCCAGUUAGUGGACAUCGUCGAUAAGGAAGGAAAAUUCGCUAAACUGCGCCUCGUUCACAAUGGACUGUUCAUUCUGACCCGCUUUGCCACGAUGGUUCUGGCAUUCCUCACUUUGUUCUACAGCAUCGAAAACAUUUCGCAAACCAAGCGCGUCCUGAUGCUGUCGAUGGUGUUCGGUUUGCAAGGCUACCUAUUUUUCGACUUCAUCUCCAGCGUACUGCGUUCCAAGCGGGAAAGCUCGACCGAGGAACGGGCCAAAGUAACGGUUAGCACAAAUAAGACUGAAAAGCCGAAAAAGCAGAAGAAAAAGGAAAGUGAUCUUCCGGAGGCCGAUCAAAACUCUGCACAGCCAUCUCCAAAAGCGACAACGGCGACGACGACCAACGUGAGCAACGUCCGUAAGGCGAAAGUAAAGUAA